CGGUAUAUCCAAUCUGCAAGGCCUGAGAUUCUGGCGCCACACUUAAUAAAUUGCGGAGCAACAUGACUGCAUCUUGGACAGAAGAAUUAAAUGAAGAUUCAGAAUUGCCUGCUAUUGAAGAGAAAUUCGAUCCACAACGUAAUAUACGAACUGUCAUACGAUAUUUCUUCAAUGACGAUGGUGAUUUAAUUAAAGAAACGAAAGAAUACCAGAAAGAAAAACGUGUUGUUGCUUCACGAGUAGCCGAUAGAAAGAAAUGGAAAAAAUUCGGUGCUUCAAAGUCGGAUCCACCUGGUGGACAUUUAGCAAAUACUUAUCCGGCUGAUAUAGUUACAAUGCAAAUUGUUCAAUCAAGACAACCUGAACAAGAACAAAAACGUCAAGAAGAAAUGAAUGUCAAAAUCAAAAUAGGCGAACCUGUAGUUGUUUGUAAUUAUUGUAAAGGUGGACAUUUCACUCGUACUUGCCCAUAUAAAAGUGAUAUGGAAGCAAUGCAAUUGUUACAAGAACAAUUACGUGCUAAAACCGAACCGACAGAAGAAACAGUUAAAGAUUUACAACCUGAUCGUUCUGGACGUUAUGUUCCACCAUCAUUACGUGGUGAUGCAACGAACACUACAGGAUCUAGUAUGUCCACAGAUAAACGUCCAUUUGAUGAGAAUACUGUACGUGUUACUAAUUUACCACCGGAUACAACAGCGGAUGAAUUGAAAUCAGUAUUUAGUGCAUUUGGUCAUGUUGUACGUAUUUAUCCAGCAAAAGAUAAAUUAACACAACAAAAUAGAGGAUUCGCAUUUAUAUCAUUUCGAAGUCCAGAAGAAGCAAAAAGUGCAAUUUAUGGUGUCAAUGGUCUUAGACAUAAUCAUGUUGUUUUAAAAGUGGAUUGGGCAAAACCUUCAAAUAAUUAAAGCUUUCAACUAGUAGUAGUAAUUCAGUUCAGUCAGUAAGUUGUUGUGACUGAUCAACUGAUUUCAGCUAUACCUCAAUAUCCAGCAGUGCUAUCCAUCAUCAUCUAUCCAUACAUACCAUGAAUCUAUGUGGAUUGUGUUAUUAAUUUGAAGUAAAAAAGAAAAUCUUAUUUGUUUGUUUGUCCAAUGGAUAAUUUUUGGUAUUAUAUUAAAACAAAAAUGCGUUCAAUAAUAAAUUCUUGUGUUUUUUUUUGUUGUUGUUGUUGACUAACAUUGGUGUUCAAAGAUCAAUUAACUAUGAUUAGGAGUAGUGGUCUCAUUCUAUCUUUUUUCUCUUUAAUUGUACUUUUUAUUCGAU
Messenger RNA from Schistosoma turkestanicum, 1266 nucleotides. The record is from the annotation of a GenBank genome assembly. NCBI's taxonomy places the organism in Eukaryota, Metazoa, Platyhelminthes, Trematoda, Strigeidida, Schistosomatidae.